AUGGCGUCUAAUUCACUGAGGCAGGCUUCGAAUGCUAUUAAAUGGGCUAGCGAUCGGUCGACCUGCCGUCGCUCCCAAAUGGAAUUACAUAAGUCAGCCACGGAAGAGUGGUCCACUGUCUUCUUUGUUCGUGGGCAAGAAGUGGUCUACUAG
Plasmopara halstedii is the source of this 153-nucleotide messenger RNA. RefSeq lists its product as uncharacterized. The coding region runs from base 1 to 153 and encodes 50 amino acids. Lineage: Eukaryota; Oomycota; Peronosporomycetes; Peronosporales; Peronosporaceae. The transcript is spliced from 2 exons. The record is from RefSeq and is a predicted model, not a curated record.